UUAAGUUUCACUUUCCAUGGCGCUCUCCUCGCCUGGGAAACGAAAACUCGGCCGGGCUCCCUCUAGCCGGGAGGGAGCGCUCGGCUGUCAAAAGCAGAGCGCCGUCGACCGCGGAGCCGGGCUGUUCCUUUGCCACCGUCGCGGAACCGGAGUGGAAGUGGAGGGAAGCAGGGCACCUCUCCCCUCAGCUCGCAUGCGAUUAAUGGGUCAAGGAUUUGGACGGGCAGAGAGAAGGAGGUCACUCAAGCUGGACGAGUAUCAAAGGAUGGCAGUCCAAACAGAGGAAGAGGAGGAGGAGGAGAAAUGUGCAGAGAAUAUCACAGCAAAAUGCAAAGAGCAGCUGAAAGCAAUCUGGGGAAUGGCUGAUUUAAGAAACGGGGCUGUCGGCUUGUACAAUAUUGGCUUAAGCUGUUGCCUCAACUCUUUGCUUCAAGUGUUCUUCAUGAACAGACACUUCACUAUGAUUCUCCGGAGAAUUGAAGUGCCUUUUGAUGCUGCCGAGCAGAAGGCAAGUGUCCCCUACCAAAUGCUGCUGCUCUUGGAGGAGAUGCAGAGAAGCAAACAGAAGUCUGUGCAUCCCACGGAUCUUGCCUGCUGUCUCUCAAAGCACAACGUGAGAUUGUUUGUUCUGUAUGAUGCGGCUCAGCUUUUCUUGAUCCUAUGGAAUAUAAUUAAGGACCAAAUUACAAGCGUAGAUCUGGCUGAAAGUUUAACUCUCCUGUACACCAUCCAGCUGCAAGAGUACACAGUGUGUCAAAACUGUUUGCUUGAAAUGAAGAAGGACAGCAACAUGCUGAUGCUCCCACUCCCAAUGUUUGAUUCUGAUUCUCAGCCACUUAGGACACUGGAAGGUGCAUUGCAUGCGUUUUUUGCACUGGAGCUACUGACCGAAGGAAGUGCAUGCCGCUGUGAGCAGUGUGAUAGGAGAACGUCGUGGCUGCGGGUAAGAGUAUGUUUUGCCACUGAUGUACAUUUGCUGAAUUCAGGACCAGAGCAGAGAAAGACAAAGAAGAUCAGCCAUUCCUUGUCUUUCCCACAGAGCCUGGAUUUCAACCAAAUCCUGACAUCAGAACAGUACUGCCCGGAUGUCCAGGAGAAGGACAAUGGGUUGUAUGAUCUGUUUGCAGUUGUUGCACACUCUGGAUCGGCAAACUUUGGUCAUUACUGUGCGUAUGUGUGGAGUCUCACGGAAGGCAAGUGGUAUUGCUUUAAUGACUCCAGUGUCUGUCAGGUAUCCUGGGAUGAUGUCAAAUGUACCUAUGGAAGAGCGUGUCUCCGCUGGGGUGAAACAGCCUACCUCCUGGUUUACUUGAAAAGGAAUUGCAGACAGCUGUGAUUGAUCCUGUGAACAUCCCGGGCAACUGAAGAGAGUUUGCCAUCCAGACUUCCUGUAUCAGUGUAGGAGAAUGUAAAUGAUAUGUUAAUGAAAUGUGGCAAGAAAAGGGGGAUUACGGGAGCCAUGUAUCACCAUCUAGAAAGAUAGUGGUGUUCUUGUUUUUCUUGCAUUGUUGCAUUCUGAUUCUUCUGAAAGGUGAGAUACAAGAGCAAUGGAGCAUGUUUAUUUCCAGAUCUGGAGCACAACUGGCGAAUGCAAGAGUAGCGUCUCUAUACAAUGCAACCAGCAAUACGCAACAGUCUGCACCUGGGGCAAUGGAACAGUACACUUCAUACACUUCAGGAUGCAUUCUUUUAGCAGGUGUCCAAAUAGCUUUUAGAAUACAGUAGGGCUCUCAUAUCCACAGCAUCAGUAUCCGCGGUUUCCCUUAUCCGCUUUUGGAAAAUAUUAAACUCUAAAAACACGUUUUCACAACAUAGUUACCAGGGGUGGCUACUAGAGGGAGUCAGAGACCAUUAAAUAUAUUCUUGUUGUUGAAAAAUAGCAUGGUCACUUGUUCCUUCUAGUGGCCAAUUCUGGCAAUACAUCUGAAAAUACGCUUUUUUCCUGAAUUUUUAAAAUUUUACCAUACAAUGUACAGUGGUGCCUCGCAAGACGAAUGCCUCACAGGACGAAAAACCC
Molecule: messenger RNA, 2017 nt
Organism: Pogona vitticeps (central bearded dragon)
Lineage: Eukaryota; Metazoa; Chordata; Lepidosauria; Squamata; Agamidae
Source: RefSeq, a predicted model, not a curated record